AUGGCUAACAACACGCAGAAACAAGUAGAUGCGGAGCAGAAGAACGAGCCGGUACCCAAAGUCAAAUUAUCACAGAAAGAGCGCAGAGCGCAGCAUGCCGAGCAACAGCGGAUGCUGUGGGACUCAGCGGAGAACCCUGAACCCAUGCUUUUUCUCGAUGCCCAGAACAAAGCACCCGUACAGUCGACAUUUAAGCCCGCUGUAACGCUACUUGCCCGCAAACCGAAAGCUCCUGCCGGCAUUGCUGGGCUUAGCUUGGAUGGUGACGAAAGCGAGGAGGAGAGACGGAAGAAGAGCGAAGCCGAGUUCGAAGAGCGCAAAGCGCGUGCACAAAAGGAGCGGGCGGAGAAAGAGCGGAGGUAUGCUGAGGCGCGCGAGAAGUUAUUUGGCACUCCUGCGAACUCGGAUGAGUCCCGCGGCGCCUCACCAAGGCGAGCUGGGAAAGGCAGAGGUCGGGGUGGACGCGACAGCCAACCGCGCUCGAGCAACGAGCAGUCCCCGGCCAGGCCCUCGGCUUCACGACAGCUAUUCGAGCCUGCCUACUCUCCAAAACCAGGGUCCGUCUUUGUCCAGAAGAAGGAUGCAAGCACAAGCCGACCGAGUACACCAAACAAUCAGGAGAAGCCAAUCCGUGAGCCUCGUGGGCCCCAGGCAACAAUUAGAGGUGGAAGAGGAUUCGCUCCUAGGGGAGACCGAAAUGGCACUGUGUCGUGA
Didymosphaeria variabile is the source of this 714-nucleotide messenger RNA. RefSeq lists its product as uncharacterized. The transcript has 2 exons. Bases 1 to 714 code for a protein of 237 amino acids. The record is from RefSeq and is a predicted model, not a curated record. NCBI's taxonomy places the organism in Eukaryota, Fungi, Ascomycota, Dothideomycetes, Pleosporales, Didymosphaeriaceae.